Messenger RNA from Racocetra fulgida, 296 nucleotides. The record is from the annotation of a GenBank genome assembly. Lineage: Eukaryota; Fungi; Glomeromycota; Glomeromycetes; Diversisporales; Gigasporaceae.
AUACACCAUUAUCAGAUUUUACUCAUGAUGAUAUUACUCAUAAUGAUAUUACUUAUAAUGAUAUUACUCAUGGCGAUAUUACUUACAACAAUAUUACUCACAAUGAUAUUACUCAUAGUGAUAUUACUCAUAACGAUACUACUCACGAUGAUAUUACUUAUGAUGAUACUACUUAUGAUGAUAUUGCUUACGAUGAUAUCACUUAUGAUAAUAUUACUUAUAAUGAUAUUACUUAUAGCAAUACUACUCACGAUAAUAUUACUUACAAUAAUAUUACUCACAGCAAUACUACUUAA